Ceraceosorus bombacis is the source of this 1817-nucleotide messenger RNA. NCBI's taxonomy places the organism in Eukaryota, Fungi, Basidiomycota, Exobasidiomycetes, Ceraceosorales, Ceraceosoraceae. The record is from the annotation of a GenBank genome assembly.
AUGUCACCUUCGGCAGACGUCGCAGCACCGCCACCAGGUAGCUCGUCCAGCAAGCUCGACCUGCUCACAUCGAAAUUGCGAGCCAAGCGCUCCGACAAUGAUGGCGCAGCUGCUGCUUCCAGAACAAACAACCUGCAAGGCACAUCCGUUCGUAUGCCAUCUGCGGUCCAGCCGUCUGCCGACGAGGAAGGAUCUGCACCAAGCUCUCACAUCACCGCUACAAAGUCUGCUGCCUCCUCGCUACCAGUCACGGAGGUGAACAGCGAGUCGUCCGAGUUCAGUCCAUUCGAUCCAAAGAUAUUGAGGUUGGAUCAAGCUGAAGCGCAGCAGGCGCCCAUCGCCGUUCCCAAAAAGCGUAUAAUCAAUCCAAGGCAGCUCGAUCGCUGGCGAGAAUCUGGCAGUAUCAAGCAGCUCGGGGCUUGGAUCGCUGUAUGCAACGAGGCUGUGGUGGGCAGGAAGCUGGGGCAAGAGGUACACCUCAGUCCAGUGAGUGCUUCACUCGCACAAUGGUGCGCAUUCAGCUCAUUCACUUGGAGUGUCUCUCUCGCCAGGCCACGCAAGCCAUCCUCGGCAUCCUUGACAGCAUCCAAGCGCUGGUCGUCGAGACACCAGCGGACAAAUCAUCCUCGAGCAGGUUUGGCAAUGCAGCGUUCAGAGACUUGUACGCCAAAAUCACGGACAGCAGCGCAUCCUUGCACGAGAGUAUCCCUGGCUUGAAGCAGGAAGCUAUCAAGGAGAUCAAGGUGUACUUCGACGAGUCUUGGGGAAAUGCUAGAAGAAUAGACUACGGCUCCGGAAUGGAGCUCAACUUUGCGUGUUGGCUGUGAGUGCGGGGGCUGCAAAGGCAUUGGUGUCGCCCGUUGCUGAUGCAUGGCACCUCGACGACCUCGUCAGGUACUGCUUGACCAAGCUCAGCGUGUUUGAUCUCGAGAAGGACGCGCCAGCUAUCGUGCUCAAAGUCUUUUGGAGAUACAUUGGCGUGAUGCGAUUUAUCCAGAGCACGUAUUGGCUGGAGCCUGCCGGCAGUCACGGGGUUUGGGGCCUGGAUGACUACCACUUUUUGCCCUUCUUGUGGGGAAGUGCUCAAUUGAGAGGUGUGUGUGCAGCGCCGAUUCGUCUGAAUUGAUCAGUGUCAAAUGCUGACAGCCCUGAACUCUCUGCAGAUCACAAGCACUUGCGACCAAAAGCUAUACAUGAUGCCGAAAUCGUCGAAGAAUUUUCGGCGCAUUACAUGUACCUUGCUUGCAUUCGCUUCAUCAACAGCGUACGUGUCGAGGCGCGCUCGUCAAACUGAGCCAUCCGCAUCACUAUGCUGAACCCAACUUCAACACCGUUCACAGAUCAAGACUGCAUCGCUCAGGUGGCAUUCGCCAAUGCUUGAUGACAUCUCGGGUGUCAGGACGUGGUACAAAGUCAACAGCGGGAUGCAAAAGAUGUACCUGGCCGAAGUACUGCUCAAGCUUCCCAUCGCGCAGCACAUCUUCUUUGGCUCUCUAUUACCAUUUCCUGCUCCUCGAACAGCGGAAGAUGAAGCCGACGACGAGGCAGCGUUGAAAAGUGCUGAGGGAGGAGGAGGAGCGGCGGAGGAAGAUGAGCACGGGCACAUUCAUGGAGCUGCACCUCAUGGACAUGCAGCCAUGGGCAAGGGAGAAGGACAAGCUGCGGGCUGGGGAGAUUGCUGCGGGAUCCCUAUUCCCAGCGCUUUUGCAGCUGCUGAGCAGGAGAAGAUCAGAUCGGCUGGCAACCGCGAGAUUGGAGUCAGUCCUACUAGCAACACGGGAUUUGCCAGCAACGUUCGUCGGGUUCCCUUCGAUUAG